Messenger RNA from Vigna angularis (adzuki bean), 1058 nucleotides. Its product is annotated as 40S ribosomal protein S3a. The coding region runs from base 116 to 901 and encodes 261 amino acids. The transcript has 6 exons. Gene Ontology annotation, cellular component: ribosome; cytosol. Gene Ontology annotation, molecular function: structural constituent of ribosome. Gene Ontology annotation, biological process: translation. NCBI's taxonomy places the organism in Eukaryota, Viridiplantae, Streptophyta, Magnoliopsida, Fabales, Fabaceae. The record is from RefSeq and is a predicted model, not a curated record.
AGGGUAGGAAUAUAAAGGGUGUUAACUGAUAGUAGUUGCGCUGGGAGACGAAGCUAGGGUUUCAGUCGGCUGCGGAGAAGACCUGACUUGACCUUGAAGCAGCAGAAGAGCAACUAUGGCGGUUGGAAAGAAUAAGAGGAUUUCGAAGGGAAAGAAGGGUGGCAAGAAGAAGGCCGCCGAUCCCUUUUCCAAGAAGGAUUGGUACGAUAUCAAGGCCCCUUCUGUGUUCCAGGUCAAGAAUGUGGGCAAGACCCUCGUCAGUCGUACCCAGGGCACCAAGAUUGCUUCGGAAGGACUCAAACACAGAGUGUUUGAGGUCUCAUUGGCUGAUCUUCAAGGGGAUGAGGACCAUGCCUUCAAGAAGAUCCGUUUGAGAGCCGAGGAUGUUCAAGGAAAGAAUGUUUUGACAAACUUUUGGGGAAUGGAUUUCACAACUGACAAGCUGAGGUCUUUGGUCCGAAAAUGGCAAACUUUGAUCGAAGCUCAUGUAGAUGUGAAGACCACUGAUAAUUACACUCUGAGGAUGUUCUGCAUUGGCUUUACUAAGAGGCGUGCCAACCAAGUGAAGAGGACUUGCUACGCACAAUCGAGCCAAAUUAGACAGAUCCGCAGGAAAAUGAGAGAGAUAAUGGUUAACCAGGCAACAGCCUGUGAUUUGAAAGAACUGGUCCGCAAGUUCAUCCCUGAGAUGAUUGGCAAAGAGAUUGAGAAAGCAACAUCAAGCAUCUAUCCCCUACAAAAUGUGUUCAUUCGUAAAGUUAAGAUCCUGAAAGCUCCAAAGUUUGACCUUGGCAAAUUGAUGGAGGUUCAUGGGGAUUACUCGGAAGACGUUGGAACAAAGGUUGACAGACCUGCUGAUGAAACAGUAGUUGAAGGAACAACUGAAGUAGUUGGAGCUUGAACUCGCUCAUGAUGAAUUUUUGUUUGUUUAGAAUCCCUGUUGCAUUUACUAAUAUUUAUACUUAAAUUUUGUUUUGGCAUUUAGAAGAGCAUUUGGUUUUUCGAUAUGGAUUUUCGGUUUUUAAUCUUUAUUGGAGACGCUGAAAUUUCUCUGCCUA